UUCUACGCAGUUGACACUUAUGAAGCCCAAAAAUUGAGUAAAAUUAAGAGGAGGAGGAAGAAGAAUUAGAAGUUGAGCUGAUCGAAUAUCACUCCUCUCGUAAGAUGAGAGGCGGUUUAACAUCGCCAUCUCUUUCCGCGAUCUUCCUUUUCCUCGGUAUCAACAUUGUCUUGUCAGUCAGAGCAGAGGUUUCACCCACGCUUCGAAGAGAAAACAGACUGUAUGCCCCAUCAUAUGACUGCCCAAACUGCAUUGAAAGAAGGGAUCGAGGAAAUAUCAGUUCUACUGAUCAUCCUUGGAAGGAUUUUGACAUAAUUGUAACAUACAGCGACCCUUCUGGUGCUGUUCAAAUUAGGAGUGUUAGAUCUAGAGACCUAUCUUCUUCAUGGGUAUGGAGAAACCAUAGAAAGGAGAAACACAAUAGAAUAGUACAGGACUCAUUUCAAACUAAACUGAGCUAUAGAAAAAAUGGGGACAGUUGGAGUGACAAUCACCAAUUUCAAGGUGAAACCUCACAAGCACAAGCGUAUCCGGUGCAUCCUGUGAAACUUAAGAGACAGAUGCUACGACGGGAAAGGAGGGAGAGGAGAACUGCAGAUCUGAUAAAACAAGACAAAGAGAUAGAAAACCAAAUGCAAGAAGAAGCCAUUAAACGAGCUAGGGAGCUUGACACCAAUAUCAAGGGGAAAUACAGCAUAUGGAGGAAAGAGUAUGAAAAUCCCAACGCUGACUCCACAGUAAAACUUAUACGAGACCAGAUCAUAAUGGCCAAGGCUUAUGCAACAAUUGCUAUGGCUAAGAAUGAGACCGUGCUUUAUAAUUCUCUGAUUGAACAGUCCAGAGAAAGUCAACUUGCAAUAGGAGAAGCAACAAACGAUGUUGAACUCCUUCCAAGUGCUCUUGAUCAAGCGAAAGCCAUGGGACACAUUCUAGCUACAGCAAAGGACCAGUUAUAUGAUUGUGUUCUGAUAGCAAGAAAGUUGAGAGUAAUGCUUCAAUCUAGUGAGACUAAUGUAAAUUCGUUCAAGAAGAAGAGCACAUUUCUGAUACAGCUUGCUGCAAAAACUGUUCCCAGACCAUUGCAUUGCAUUCCCUUAGUUCUCACCACAGAUUAUCACCUAAGUAAUUAUGAUAAAAAAGUUUUUCCUAACAAAGAAAAACUUGAAGAUCCAUCUUUGUACCAUUAUGCCAUCUUUUCUGAUAAUGUACUUGCAACAUCUGUGGUCGUGAACUCAACAACACUACACGCAAAAGAACCUGGAAGGCAUGUGUUCCAUAUAGUCACCGAUAAGCUGAACUUUGCAGCUAUGAAAAUGUGGUUUCUAGUAAAUGCUCCUGCAGGUGCAACAAUUGAAGUUAAGAACGUUGAUGACUUCACUUGGCUGAAUUCUUCAUACUGUCCUGUCCUCCGUCAGCUUGAAUCUGCACGGAUGAUAGAAUACUAUUUCAAGGCACAUCAAUCAUCAUCUCUCACUGGUGGUGCUGACAAUCUCAAAUAUAGGAACCCAAAGUACUUGUCAAUGCUUAAUCAUCUUAGAUUUUACCUUCCUGAAGUUUAUCCAAAGCUGGAUAAGAUAUUGUUCCUGGAUGAUGACAUUGUUGUUCAGAAGGACCUGACACCUCUAUGGUCUGUUAAUCUGAAUGGGAUGGUGAAUGGUGCUGUGGAAACCUGCAAAGAGAGCUUCCAUAGGUUUGACAAGUAUCUGAACUUUUCAAAUCCAAAGAUAGCUGAUAAUUUUGAUCCAAAUGCUUGCGGCUGGGCAUUUGGCAUGAAUAUCUUUGAUUUGAUCGAAUGGAGGAAACGUGACAUUACUGGAAUAUAUCAUCACUGGCAAGAAAUGAAUGAGGACAGGACUCUCUGGAAACUUGGGACGCUGCCACCGGGGCUGAUAACUUUCUACAACUUGACCCACCCUCUGGAUCGGAGUUGGCACGUUCUUGGGUUGGGCUACGACCCAGCUCUUAACCAGACAGAGAUAGAGAAUGCUGGUGUUGUACAUUAUAAUGGAAACUAUAAACCAUGGUUGGAUCUUGCCAUAGCCAAGUACAGAUCAUACUGGUCCAAAUAUGUCAUGUAUGAUAACUUCUAUUUACAAGUGUGCAACCUGAAUCAAUAAUGAGGGAUGUUUUUUAUUUUCUUCAUGUAUAAAAUGGUUGGCUUAAGCUUUUUCAUGUUUUA
Molecule: messenger RNA, 2179 nt
Organism: Salvia hispanica
Lineage: Eukaryota; Viridiplantae; Streptophyta; Magnoliopsida; Lamiales; Lamiaceae
Gene: GAUT3
Product: galacturonosyltransferase 3
Molecular function (GO): polygalacturonate 4-alpha-galacturonosyltransferase activity
Source: RefSeq, a predicted model, not a curated record